CGCUGCAAUCCGUCCUCCGUUUUUGGCUAUCGGCGCUCCCCUCCGCCGCCGCCGCCGCCGCCGCCCUUGCCCUUGCCGCCCUUGCCGGUGAAGAUGACGGACACGACGGACGACAUAGCCGAGGAGAUCUCGUUCCAGAACUUCGACGACGACUGCAAGUUGCUCGGCAGCCUCCUCAACGACGUGCUCCAGAGGGAAGUCGGGGGCACGUUCAUGGAGAAGAUCGAGCGGAAUCGCAUUCUGGCUCAGAGUGCUUGUAACAUGAGGACGGCGGGAAUCGAAGAUGCGGCGGAGCUGCUGGAGAAGCAACUCGCGUCCGAUAUAUCGAAGAUGACGCUGGAGGAAGCCCUGACGCUCGCCCGCGCGUUCAGCCACUAUCUCAAUCUGAUGGGAAUCGCCGAAACCCAUCACAGGGUGAGGAAGUCACGGAAUUUGACGCAUUUAUCAAGGUCAUGUGAUGACAUUUUCAGUCAGCUGAUUCAGGGGGGAGUCUCUCCGGACGAGCUUUAUGAUACAGUCUGCAAGCAGGGGGUUGAGAUUGUUCUCACUGCGCAUCCCACUCAAAUUAAUCGCCGCACCUUGCAAUACAAACACAUAAGAAUCGCUCAUCUUUUGGACUACAACGACAGGCCUGAUCUCACUCAUGAGGAUCGAGAAAUGCUGAUUGAAGAUCUGGUUAGAGAAAUUACUUCCAUAUGGCAAACAGAUGAGCUGAGGCGACAUAAACCAACCCCCGUAGAUGAAGCCAGGGCUGGGUUGAACAUUGUUGAGCAGUCUCUUUGGAAAUCUAUACCUCAUUACUUGCGCCGUGUCAGCAGUGCUUUGAAGAAGCAUACAGGGCGGCCCCUUCCUUUGACUUGCACGCCUAUUAAAUUUGGAUCUUGGAUGGGUGGUGAUAGAGAUGGAAACCCUAAUGUAACAGCAAAGGUGACGAAAGAUGUUUCUCUUUUAUCAAGGUGGAUGGCAAUUGAUCUCUACAUCCGAGAAGUUGACAGCCUGAGAUUUGAACUAUCCAUGAAUAGGUGCAGUGACAGGCUAUCAAGGCUAGCACAUGAAAUUCUUGAAAAAGAAACAUCAUCGGAGGAUAGGCUUGAGAGUCGAAGUCAAUCUUUGACUAGAAGUCAAAUAAAGCUUCACAAUCAACAACUUCCAUCUCUUCCAACUCAACUCCCAGCUGGAGCUGAUAUGCCAUCUUGCACAGAAUGCAAUGAUGGUGACUCUCAGUAUCCAAGACUGGAACUUCCUGGUAAUGAUUAUAUGCCAUUAAAUCGCCAGGAUGGUCAAGGUUCUUCAUGUUCAGAUCCUCAGUUCCAAGAUUCAGGGCGCAGUUCUUCUAAACCAUCUGAAAAUGGAAAUUUAGCUAGCUCCAACAGUUUGCAGCCUCCUGUGACACCACGUGGUUCCUCUUUUGCAUCCAGUCAACUUCUUGCCCAAAGAAAACUCUUUGCAGAAUCACAGAUAGGAAGAUCCAGCCUCCACAAGCUUCUAGAGCCAAGUCUGCCUCAGCUUGCUGGAAUUGCUCCUUAUAGGAUUGUUCUUGGCUAUGUAAAGGAUAAGCUUAUGAAGACACGUAGAAGACUGGAGCUUCUCCUUGAGGAUCUUCCCUGUGAACACGAUUCUUGUGAUUAUUAUGAGUCAUCAGACCAGCUUCUGGAACCUCUGAUUCUUUGCUAUGAAUCUCUGCAAUCAAGUGGAUCUGGCGUGCUGGCAGAUGGUCGGCUUGCUGACCUGAUUCGGAGGGUGGCCACAUUUGGGAUGGUGCUAAUGAAACUUGACUUGCGUCAGGAAUCAGGAAGGCACUCGGAAACACUAGAUGCCAUAACAAGAUAUCUUGAUAUGGGUACAUAUAGCGAGUGGGAUGAAGAGAAGAGACUGGAAUUCCUGACAAGAGAGUUAAAAGGGAAAAGGCCGCUAGUUCCACUUUCCAUUGAGGUUGCCCCUGAUGUCAAAGAAGUACUGGACACAUUCCGAGUAGCUGCUGAACUGGGAAGUGACUCAUUAGGAGCUUAUGUGAUUUCUAUGGCUUCAAAUGCAAGCGAUGUUCUAGCUGUGGAGCUCUUGCAGAAAGAUGCUCGCCUUGCAGUCAGUGGAGAGUUAGGGAGACCAUGUCCUGGUGGAACGUUGCGGGUCGUUCCUCUGUUUGAAACUGUGAAGGACCUUAGAGAAGCUGGGUCAGUGAUCAGGAAACUGUUAUCAAUUGACUGGUACAGGGAACACAUUUUAAGAAAUCAUGGUGGCCACCAGGAGGUAAUGGUUGGAUAUUCUGACUCUGGUAAAGAUGCUGGGCGCUUCACAGCUGCAUGGGAACUCUACAAAGCACAAGAGGACGUUGUAGCUGCAUGCAAUGAAUAUGGCAUUAAGGUUACCUUAUUCCAUGGACGUGGAGGGAGCAUUGGUCGGGGUGGUGGCCCCACAUAUCUAGCUAUUCAAUCCCAGCCACCAGGUUCUGUCAUGGGUACACUUCGCUCAACUGAGCAAGGAGAGAUGGUGCAGGCCAAAUUUGGGUUGCCACAGACAGCGGUAAGGCAGCUGGAGAUUUACACUACAGCUGUUCUCCUUGCUACUCUACGGCCCCCACUCUCUCCUAGAGAAGAAAAAUGGCGUAACCUCAUGGAGGAAAUCUCGAAGAUCAGUUGCCAGAGUUAUCGCAAUACCGUAUAUGAAAAUCCCGAAUUCCUUGCCUACUUUCAUGAAGCUACACCACAGGCUGAACUCGGCUUCCUCAACAUCGGAAGCCGUCCCACUCGGAGGAAGAGCUCAACGGGAAUUGGACAUCUACGUGCCAUUCCGUGGGUGUUUGCAUGGACUCAAACUAGAUUUGUUCUUCCAGCCUGGCUAGGUGUUGGAGCAGGUCUAAGGGGUGUUUGUGAGAAGGGACAUACUGCAGAGUUACAAGAAAUGUAUAAAGAGUGGCCUUUCUUCCAGUCCACUGUUGACCUUAUUGAGAUGGUGUUAGGGAAGGCAGACAUACCCAUUGCCAAGCAUUAUGAUGAAGUGCUUGUAUCAGAGAGCCGGCGGGAGCUUGGGGCUGAACUAAGGAGGGAGCUCUUAACGACAGAGAAGUAUGUCUUGGUCAUCAGCGGGCACGAGAAACUAUCUGAGAACAACCGGAGCUUAAGGAGGCUGAUCGAGAGCAGGCUACCUUAUUUAAAUCCCAUGAACAUGUUGCAGGUGGAGAUACUAAAGAGGUUAAGGCGUGACGAUGACAACAAUAAGCUCAGAGAUGCAUUACAAAUCACCAUCAAUGGAAUCGCUGCUGGCAUGAGGAACACCGGCUAGAAAGUGUCCUGUCGGUGGUUCUACCGAAUGAGCCUGCCUACUAACGGACACUUUUUUAAUCCCUAAGCCCGUCUUUUUGGAACAUCAUCUCUUUACUGGUUAUAAGUGGUGUAAUCAGAGAUACACGGCGAGGACAAUAUGUUCGGUCGAACCAUGUUACUAAGUUUAUAGUAGAAAAUGUUACGCUUGAAUUGUGGCCAUGUUUCAUAAAGUAUAGCCGAGAAUGCUUUCUCAUGC
Molecule: messenger RNA, 3516 nt
Organism: Syzygium oleosum
Lineage: Eukaryota; Viridiplantae; Streptophyta; Magnoliopsida; Myrtales; Myrtaceae
Product: phosphoenolpyruvate carboxylase 4
Exons: 20
Coding region: 94-3279 (1061 amino acids)
Biological process (GO): tricarboxylic acid cycle; carbon fixation
Cellular component (GO): cytosol
Molecular function (GO): phosphoenolpyruvate carboxylase activity
Source: RefSeq, a predicted model, not a curated record